CGUAAUAACUGUACCUGGUAAGGAGAUUUAAUAAGGCUGAGGGUGGUAUUAAGUUUCUCAGAACAGACUCAUCUUUGCGGAUGCAAUUGCAGAACAGGAAACAGACCCAGGGAGAAGUUUAGGUCCUCCCCAGUCUCAUUGGCCCUCGGUACAAGCCAAGCCACAGCCGCUCCUGCCACACAAUCGGAUUGCUUUCAGCACUCGCAGCCGUGGACCGCCGUGCGGUCCUUUCCUCUGCAGUGAGCUGAUUUGCUCUGCCAGCAGCUGUCGGUGCCGCACUCGACACCGAGUCCUAGCCAGCGCUCACAGAAUACGCGCUCCCUCCCUCCUCCUUCUCUGUCCCCCGCCCCUCUCUCACCCCGGCCCACUCCAGCGGCGACUUUGAGGGAUUCCCUCUCUGGCGGCCUCUGCAGCAGCACAGCUGGCCUCAUUCGGGGCACUGCGAGUAUGGAUCUCCAAGGAAGAGCGGUCCCCAGCGUCGACAGACUUCGAGUUCUCCUGAUGUUGUUCCAUACAAUGGCUCAGAUCAUGGCAGAACAAGAAGUGGAAAAUCUCUCAGGCCUUUCCACUAACCCUGAAAAAGAUAUAUUUGUGGUGCGGGAAAAUGGGACGACGUGUCUCAUGGCAGAGUUUGCAGCCAAAUUUAUUGUACCUUAUGAUGUGUGGGCCAGCAAUUACGUAGAUCUGAUCACAGAACAGGCCGAUAUCGCGUUGACCCGGGGAGCUGAGGUGAAGGGCCGCUGUGGCCACAGCGAGUCGGAGCUGCAAGUGUUCUGGGUGAAUCGCGCGUACGCACUCAAAAUGCUCUUUGUAAAGGAAAGCCACAACAUGUCCAAGGGACCUGAGGAGACUUGGAGGCUGAGCAAAGUGCAGUUUGUCUACGACUCCUCCGAGAAAACCCACUUCAAAGACGCAGUCAGUGCUGGGAAGCACACAGCCAACUCGCACCACCUCUCUGCCUUGGUCACCCCCGCUGGGAAGUCCUAUGAGUGUCAAGCUCAACAAACCAUUUCACUGGCCUCUAGUGAUCCGCAGAAGACAGUCACCAUGAUCCUGUCUGCGGUCCACAUCCAACCUUUUGACAUUAUCUCAGAUUUUGUCUUCAGUGAAGGAAACUGAAGCUUAGUAGAUGAAGAGAUUCACCCAGGAUUGGACAGUGGAAGAUCUGGGAUCUGAGCCCACUAUCAUUUCUUUCCCUUACAAGGUUGCAUUACAUCUACUCCUUCUUGAUGUGAUGAUCUGGAUCUACGGAGACCACUAAAAGUUCAUGUAUAUCUCUAUUUCUACAGCUAUAUCUAACUAUAUAUCUAUUUAUUCAUUGUUAUGGUAUAAACCAAGAGAAAAGAGAAAACAUGACUUUACAAACUGGUCAAGGUCGUUUGGUGCCCCAUCCCCAGAUUCUUCCCAAUCCAACUGCAACCUCCCUUCCUCCUGAAGCUUUCUUAACUCCCCAACCUCCCUGUCCUGAAUACUUGUAGUUGGGGUCACACAGAACACCACCUGUCCAUGUUCUCCAGUGGUUUUGCUACAUAAGCUCUUGCUCCCAGGCACAACUCUUUCUCCAUUGCCUCUCCCAUUCUGCCUAGGGAGGUAGAUGUUGUAUUUCGGGCUUCUGGCUGAUUGUUUGCCUGGGUAACUAGAGUGUAAGCAGGAAGAAGUGAGCUAAAACCAUGGUCUACAGUCUAGGUAACUAUGAAAUUGCUCUGCAGGGGAGAGAGUUAAGAAGGGAAGAGGCAGAGUCUAGAGCCACAAGGGCAACCUUGUAAAGAUGCCUGGGACCUACUCAAGUAGCAGCCUGGAAUGGUGCAUAGAUGAGAGUCUGAAGGUCCUGAGGUCUUUGCUACUUUUUGUGAGAUAAUUUAUUUUUUAUUUUUACCAUUUAACACAGACUUAGCCUUAUUACUAAAUAAUUUGAAAUCAAUGUAUUUCUUCUUAACAUUUUAAAAUUUUAAAAAAUUCUUUGUUUCUAUUCAAUGUAUUAAGUAAGAAAAAAUUGUAUGAGGUUGCCACUAGCGCCUGCUAACCAAGCAAACCCUGCAAUCUGUGUUAACAUUACAUGGGCAUCAAAGUGUUAUCAUGAGGAAAAUAAAUAACCUUUGUUGUUAACAAAAUUCCUACCCCACAUGAUCGCAUUUCUAUUCAUUGUUCUCUUCAAAGAGGCAUUAUGGUAUCAUAUUGGAGAAGAAGACUGCCAUGCUGGCAUCAUGAAGUUCCAGGCCUGCCACUCUUUCUGAUACACUGUGUUAUCUCAGGUCUUGUCCCUGGAGCAAUGGAUGUAUUGGUCCAGGCUGACCCUCAAAGUGUUGGGACUCAUUAGAAUGGAAUCAAAUAGUGGGGGAAACAGUUCCCUGCAAAUUCUUUUUCAGCCUUUUGGUUGUAAUAAGAAGAAAGGCUCAGUUUAGUCCUAAUAAGUCCUUAACAACAUUUCUCUACCAUUUGCCAAACUAUCUUUUAAAAAAGCUAUUUCUAGAAGAAUUUCUUUUUCUAUUAUAUAUAUGUGUAUUAUAUAGAUACAUAUACAUAAACAUAUAUAUAUGUAUACACAUACGUGUGUGUAUAUAUAUAUUACACACACAUAUAAAACAGUUGUAUUUAGGUAUAAUUGUAUGCAUUUAAGCAUGUAAUUUAAUAAAUAUUGACUUAUGAAUACACCUGUGAAGCCAUCACCACAAUCAAGAAAUCAACAUAUUCAUCACCCUGGAAAGCUUCCUUGUUCCCCUUUGUAAUAAGUAUCCAGCUCAUUGAAUUUUCAGAUGCUUGAUGAACCUCUGCAACCAGCAUGCAGAUCAGGAAACCGAACUGACAAAUCCUCCUUUCUGCUCCACCUUGGGAUUCUGCAGCCUUUUAAUGCCAGUAGUUUAGGUCUGUUAAGUGCUGCCCCAACUAUAGUGUUAAGUUGUUUGAGUUUGGAUCAGGCUUCAUUUACCCCUGGGCAAACCACUUAUCAUUAUUAUGACUUGAUUACCUUAUGUGUAAAAUGAGUAUAAUAAUAUUGUGUACCUCAGAGGGUUGUUAACCAGAUAAUCUUUGUGCUUAGAAAUGAUUGUUAAUUUAGGGACUAGGAAUGUCAAGUAUACAGCUUUCAAAAACUGUAUAUGUGAAAGUAAGUCUCCACUAAUUGUUAUUAUUAGAGACGAAAGCUCAUCCCUUUUCCUUUCUGCUGAUCUCAGGCAAGGUGAGAGAAGGGACUAUGUCAAUAGGGAUUCUGGAGGAGACUGGCAUACAGUAGGUACUUAAUAAAUGUUUACUUGGUCAUCUGGACUUAAAAAACUUGGUCUUUAUGAAGAGACAUGUAAAGCUUGUUUAUUUUUCACUUGUGGCUCCUGAUUUUGGUCAAAAGGCCACCAGUUACCCACAAGAAGCAAAUGAGCCUGUUCUGGUUUCUAGGAAUGUAAUUCUGGUUAGCCUGACAAACUGUUGGACCACUAGAAGGUUUCCCAAGAAUAGUUUUUUGUUGAUGGUGGUUCUGUGUAAAAAAAUGGAGACUCAGCACUAUGAAGCUAUCUUGAAUUUUAAGAGGGUGAAAAAUAAAUCAACACUGAGGUGCUGCUAACGUUUGUGUUCUUGAUCUAGAUGCUGGUUACAUGAGAUGUUCAUUUGUAAAAAUUCAUCAAGCUCUACACUUACUUAAAAAUUAUAGCAUAAUUUACAUAUAUUGCAUGCACCCCUAAUGUUUAUCCCAGCAUUAUUCACAAUAGCAAAGUUAUAGAAUCAACCUAAGUGUCCAUCAACAGAUGAGUGGAUAAAGAAAAUGUGGUGCAUAUACACAAUUGAAUACUAUUUGGCCAUUGAAAAGAGUGAGAUGGUGUCCUUUGCAACAAUGUGGAUGGCACUGGAACAUUGCAUUAAGUGAAAUAAGCCAGAUACAGAAAGACAAAUAUUGCAUGUAUUCACUCACAUGUAGGAGCUCAAUAGAUUGACCUCAGGGAGAUAGAGAGAUACCAGAGGCUGGGAAGGAUAUGGGUGUGUGUGUGUGUGUGUGUGUGUGUGUGUGUGUGUGUGUGUGUGUGUGUUGGGGAGAGUGGACUAAAGAGAGGUUGGUUAAUUAGUACAAACAUAUAGUUAGAUAAGAAUAAGUUCUAAUAUUCAAUAGCAGAGUAGGGUGACUAUAGUUAACAACCAUGUGUUGUACAUCUCAAAAUAGCCAGAAGUGAGGACUUGAAACAUUCUCUACAUAUAGGAAUGAUAAAUUCUGGAGGUGAUGAAUAUCCUAAAUUCCCUGACUUGAUCGUUACAGUGUAUGCAUGUAACAAAAUAUCACAUGUAUCCCAUAAAUAUGUAUGAAUAUUGUGUAUCAAUAAAAAAUAACAAAGUAAUAAAAAAAUCUAAAAUGUAUGGUUUAAUGCUUUUGUACCUAUAUUUGCAACCAUGUAAACAUCACCUUGAUCAAGAUCUACAAUAUUUCCACCACAGGUGAAAAGUUCCCUUGUGUUCCUUUCCCCAGAUAUAAGCACAUUCUGACUUCUAUCACCACAGAGUUAGUUUUACCUGCUCUUGAACUUCAUAUAAAUGGAAUCAUACAGUAUGUAUAUACUCUUUUGUGUCUGGCAAUUUUCUGUCAGCAUAAUAUUUCUGAGAUGCACCCAUUUUGUUAUGUGUAGCCAUAGUUCAUUCCUUUUUAUUACUGACUACUGUUCCAU
Molecule: messenger RNA, 4640 nt
Organism: Pongo pygmaeus (Bornean orangutan)
Lineage: Eukaryota; Metazoa; Chordata; Mammalia; Primates; Hominidae
Gene: LAMP5
Product: lysosome associated membrane protein 5
Exons: 6
Coding region: 448-1119 (223 amino acids)
Biological process (GO): establishment of protein localization to organelle
Cellular component (GO): lysosomal membrane; late endosome membrane; plasma membrane
Source: RefSeq, a predicted model, not a curated record